This is a messenger RNA of Colletotrichum spaethianum, 1689 nucleotides long. RefSeq names its product lysophospholipase. Gene Ontology annotation, molecular function: A2-type glycerophospholipase activity. The record is from RefSeq and is a predicted model, not a curated record. The coding region runs from base 1 to 1689 and encodes 562 amino acids. Gene Ontology annotation, cellular component: intracellular membrane-bounded organelle; cytosol. Lineage: Eukaryota; Fungi; Ascomycota; Sordariomycetes; Glomerellales; Glomerellaceae. Gene Ontology annotation, biological process: glycerophospholipid catabolic process. The transcript has a single exon.
AUGCGCGAGUUCCUCACCCGCGUCAACAUCCCCAACUUCGACGCCGGCGCCUACAUUGACCGCGUCAGCGCCUCGUCGUCUCAGCUGCCCAAUAUCGCCCUCGCCGUAUCGGGAGGCGGUUAUCGUGCCCUCAUGAAUGGCGCCGGCUUCCUGGCGGCCGCCGAUAGCCGCACGCCCAACUCGACGUCCGCCGGCGGCAUCGGCGGCCUACUCCAGUCAGCCACCUACCUCGCUGGCCUCUCCGGCGGCGGCUGGCUCGUCGGCUCCAUCUACACCAACAACUUCUCCUCCGUGGUCGACCUGCAGCGCGGCUCCGAGGGCUCCGCCGUCUGGAAGUUUGACCGCUCCAUCUUCUCCGGCCCCCGGGAGUCUGGCAUCUCCAUCCUCAACACGGCCGAGUACUGGACGGACGUCGCCCACCAGGUGGACGCCAAGGACAAGGGCUUCGAGGUGUCCAUCACGGACUACUGGGGCCGCGCACUCUCGUACCAGCUCGUCAACGCCACCGACGGCGGCCCGGCCUACACCUUCUCUUCCAUCGCCGAGUCGUCCGACUUCCAGUCCGGCGCGCAGCCGUUCCCCAUUCUGGUCGCCGACGGCCGCGCCCCCGGCGAACGCAUCAUCUCGCUCAACGCCACCGUCUACGAGUUCAACCCCUUCGAGCUCGGCACCUGGGACAACACGGCCUUUGGCUUCGCACCCCUUCGCUAUCUCGCCUCCAACUUCACCGCCGGCCGCGUCCCCGACAAUGGCUCCUGCGUCCGCGGCUUCGACCAAGCCGGCUUCGUCAUGGGCACCUCAUCCUCCCUCUUCAACCAGUUCAUGCUCCAAAACAUCUCCUCGGCCGGCCUCCCCGACUUCAUCCAGAGCGCCCUGACGAGCAUCCUCAACGCCAUCGACCAGGACAACAACGACAUCGCGCAGUACGUGCCGAACCCCUUCUUCGGCUGGAACCCGAGCACCAACGUCAACGCCAACCAGACCGAGCUCUCCCUCGUCGACGGCGGCGAGGACCUCCAGAACAUCCCCCUCCACCCCCUGAUCCAGCCGCGCCGCGCCGUCGACGUCAUCUUCGCCGUCGACUCCUCCGCCGACACCAACUACAACUGGCCCAACGGCACCGCCCUCCGCGCCACCUACGACCGCGUCGCCGAGCCCAUCGCCAACGGCACCCUCUUCCCGCCCGUCCCCGACGCCAACACCUUCAUUAACCUCGGCCUCAACCGCCGCCCGGCCUUCUUCGGCUGCAACGCCUCCAACUUCACCCUCUCGGGCAACCAGCGCGUGCCGCCCCUCGUCGUCUACCUCCCCAACGCGCCCUACGUCACCCACUCCAACGUGUCCACCUUUGUGCCCAGCUACGAGCUCAGCCAGCGCGACGCAAUCAUCCAGAACGGCUACGACUCGGCCACCCAGGGCAACGCCACCCUCGACGCGCAGUGGCCCAUCUGCGUCGCCUGCGCCGUCCUCUCGCGCAGCAUGGACCGCACGCGCGAGACCGUGCCCGAGGCGUGCACCAGCUGCUUCCAGCGGUACUGCUGGAACGGUACGCUCGACACGCGCGACGUCGAGUACAAUCCCCCGUUCGCCAUUGGCAACAUCGAGACCAACAGCCCCGCGGCGAGGAUGGCCGUAAGUGUGGUGGCAAGUGUCACGAGUGCGGUUGUGGCCAUGGCACUUGCCCUCUGA